AUGGUCAAAGGUCCCAUCAUGCUCGAAGCCGGUGUACUUCCAGCGGUACAGUCAGCUACUGCGAGCUUCAUGAUCCUCUUCACAGCUUCGUCCACGACGCUACAGUUCGCUAUCAACGGUCAGUUCCCGGGUGAAUUCCAGUUCGACUACAUGGCGUGGUUUGCGCUUGUAGGAUUUGUGGGAGGCUUCUGUGGCUUGAAAUGUGUCGGGUACUUUGUGAAGAAGUACAAACGCGAAUCGAUUAUGGUGUAUAUGCUAGCAACGACGAUCGGGUUGUCGGCGUUAGCUAUGGGGUUUAUCGGACUUAAAUUGACACUGGCAGAUAUCGAAAGUGGGGUCCAUCUGGGCUUCCACGGCAUUUGCGAUAAUGAAUAA
This is a messenger RNA of Phytophthora infestans T30-4, 375 nucleotides long. RefSeq lists its product as uncharacterized. The transcript has a single exon. Lineage: Eukaryota; Oomycota; Peronosporomycetes; Peronosporales; Peronosporaceae. The record is from RefSeq and is a predicted model, not a curated record. Bases 1 to 375 code for a protein of 124 amino acids. Gene Ontology annotation, cellular component: Cul4A-RING E3 ubiquitin ligase complex. Gene Ontology annotation, biological process: protein ubiquitination.